UGAAACAAGUGGAAAUAGUGCAAAAGAUCUUUUAUGGUUCUGAUUUUGAUAUAUUUUAAUUUCUAAAUUCCUAUACAGAUAAUAAAUUGUACUUGUGCAAAAGCAAAUGUCCAAAAUGAAAACUAAAAGCAAGAAGGUUAUUGCACCGAUCAAAAUUAAAGAAGAAAAAACUGCUAAUAAUGAGUUAAAAGAACUAAGUUUCUAUGUGGAUGACCGAGUAGCACUAAUGCAACAAGUUUUUAUGACUAUUAAACCUAAAAAAUUAAAAUCGAUGGCUCCUGACUGUUUAAAGGACUUAGAAAUAGCGCAAAUAAAAGAAUUAUGCUUAGAUGAAGUUUUGGGAAUAUCUACAAAACGAUUGAAGUCUAUAAUACAAGGUACAAAAUGUCCAUCGGAUACAAACAGUGAUUCAGAUGUCGGUGAAAUAAUUGAACACAUUUCUCUGGAUGAAAUAUCUUCUGAUGAUUCAGUCACAUUUAUGUCGGAUGAAGAGAAAAAUAAAAAAAAUAAACCAGCAAACAAAGAAAUGACAGUUUUAGAAUUAGUUGAAUUACAAGCUCGGGCUCGUGCAAUACGAUCUCAAUUGGCUUUAGAACCUAUUAAAAAAGAAGUUGAGGAUUCCGAAGAUGAGUACAAUGAUGUUAAUGCAAAGACGAAUAGUAAAAGACAUGCACCCAAAGAACGAGUAACCCAAACUGAAAAAAAUGAUGAUGCGCAACCUGGUCCUUCCACAAAACCAAAUCGAAAUUACAGGACCAAAAAUAAUCACGAAAUCCUUAACCAACAUCCUAAAUCACCCGUCAACAAUAUUACUUCUAAUAGUAAUAUUCCCAUAGAAAACGAAGAACGUGUCAGAACAUCAGGCUCUGAAAAAUCGGUGCACGGAUGUAGACGUUCUAGAAAAAAGAAAAAAAGUCACUCGAAACGAACUUUAUCAAACGAUAAUAGAACCAGACAGAUCGAGCCGAGCAGUAAACAAAGUUUGAAAGUCAACGUAUCUUUUAAUGAACAAGUUGACAAGGAUGAUGAUGAAAUUAAUUUGUAUGUGAGUGAUACUGAGAAGCAGGAGCUGCUCAGUGAUGCUGUAACUAAUAGAAGGACAUCAAAGAACUCGGAAAGUGAUAUUUCAAUAGUCGAUUUGAAUAAUUCACCAUUGAUUAUAUCGAGUGAGAAUGAAAAUGAUUUCAAGGAUGAUAGGGAAGAUGGUGAGUUGGAUUUGGAGGAACCAACGUUAGACAUCAAGAAAGAAUUGAUCGACGACGAUGGUAAUAAGGAUAAAAAAAUUAUUACCAAAAACGUCGAUUCCCAAUCCAAUGAUGAUUUAUCUUCCGACGAGGAAGCUUUGGAAGAAAAUACAGACUGGAAAGCCCGAUGGAUAAAUAGCGAUAAAGUCAAAAAAGUUCUGGUAACAAGCAAAUUAUGCAGUAGCAUCAAGAAAAAACAAAAGUCUUCACAAAGUGCAAAAAAUGAUACAAAUACAAAUGAUACUACAGCUCCAUCUGUGGUUGAAGAAUCUCAACCCGGGCCAGAACGUGUUGAAAUCACUGGAUCCAUUGAAGAAUUUGAAAAGUUGACUUGUAUUAAUAAGGAGAACAAAAAUGUAGAUGCCGAGGUUGAUGGUAAAAAGAAAGCAGAGGAUCAAACACAAUCUAGUACGUAA
Messenger RNA from Ctenocephalides felis (cat flea), 1660 nucleotides. Its product is annotated as claspin. The record is from RefSeq and is a predicted model, not a curated record. The transcript is spliced from 7 exons. Bases 107 to 1660 code for a protein of 517 amino acids. NCBI's taxonomy places the organism in Eukaryota, Metazoa, Arthropoda, Insecta, Siphonaptera, Pulicidae.